AGAUGGUCGAGGUUACUGCUGCUACUGCUUCCUUCACCUCCACUCCUUCAGUUUCUCUGCCAUGGAGAACUCUGAGGAGAACAACAUCACUACCAAGAACAAUAAUACCAUGGAAAGCCACCGCUGCUUCUUCUUCUUCUUCUUCUUCCCAGAAACAAACUGGUAGUGGGUUUUUAUUGCCCCAAGGCUUCAAUAAGAACACCAACUGCUGUGGCAACAACGACGACAUGAGAAAGAGCAAGAGCAAACGACGGAUAUUCUUUUUGGACGUGAAUCCUCUCUGCUAUACAGGAAGUAAGCCCAGCUUACGCUCUUUCGCUCAUUGGAUCUCUCUCCUCUUCUCCGAAGUCAGCCACCGAGACCCAGUUAUAGCUGUUCUUGAUGGGGAAAGAGGGAAUGAGUAUAGGAGAAAGUUAUUACCUUCAUAUAAAGCACAUAGGAGGAAAUUCUCCAGACAGUUAUCCACAACACAACGUUUUUCAAGGUUUCAUAUUGGAAGUUCACAUCAUGUUAUCAUAGACGUCCUUGAGAAGUGCAAUGUCCCGGUCUUAAAAAUUGAAGACCAUGAAGCAGAUGAUGUAGUAGCUGCUUUAGUAGAACAGGUUUUGCAAAGAGGAUUCCGAGUUGUUAUUGGAUCUCCUGAUAAAGAUUUCAAGCAGUUGAUAUCUGAGGAUGUGCAAAUUGUGAUACCCAUGCCAGAAUUUGGUAGAUGGUCCUUCUACACAUUAAAGCAUUACAUAGCUCAAUAUAAUUGUGAUCCAAGCUGUGAUUUGAGUCUUCGAUGCAUUAUUGGUGAUGAAGUAGAUGGUGUUCCUGGAAUUCAACAUGUAGCUCCUGGUUUUGGUCGAAAGACGGCCCUGAAGCUCUUAAAGAAGCAUGGUUCAUUAGAAAAUUUACUAAAUGCAGCUGCAGUUAGAACUGUGGGAAAACAAUAUGCACAAGAUGCUCUUACUAAGAAUGCUGAUUACCUGCGAAGAAAUUAUCAAAUUCUUAGCUUUAGGAGGGAUGUUGAUGUUCAUCUUGAGGAGGAAUGGUUAUCUGAGAGAGAUACUUGUAAUGACAUGGAUGUUUUAUCUAGCUUUGUCAAAUCAUUGGGAGAUGAGAAACUUCAUCACCAAAAUGCUGCAGCUGCUGGGUGUUAGGCUCUACUACCUCGGACUUGUUUAAGAGGAUGGCUGAACGUGCAAGAAAUGUGAGGUGGUGAGUCAAAUUGCGAGGGUCCAAGCUCUUCCAAGUGAAGUUGGAGAAGACACUAUCCAUAGUAGUUCGUUCCCAUGAAUGUUUUGCUUGAAUCAAAAUGGACGGUAACUUUAGAUGAAUUUGGAGCUGGUUAUGUUGUAUUGAUCAUGGACAUCAACAAAGAGUUUCUUGCAACCUUUCUGUAGCAGACAGCCUUGGAUCACCAUUUUUUGCUGAACCUUACGUACUUCAGUGGCGCUUAUAUGAUCUUCGCCUGAUUUGAGUCAAAUUCGCAUUGAAACUUUGAAACUGACUGUAGCGGCUUCUGAAUUACUUUUGUGGAUAGGAAUUGCAAAUCAUAUAGAAACAUUUACUUAAUGAAAACAUUCAGUCUGAAUUGUCAGGAUGUGAAAGGGUUCAAUGGCAUUUUGUAAAACAGGAUU
Nelumbo nucifera (sacred lotus) is the source of this 1622-nucleotide messenger RNA. NCBI's taxonomy places the organism in Eukaryota, Viridiplantae, Streptophyta, Magnoliopsida, Proteales, Nelumbonaceae. The record is from RefSeq and is a predicted model, not a curated record.